ACGGCGCCUGCGCGGUGGGCGUGAUCCGGGCACUUAGGGCAGGAUGAACGCUGCUUUCCAAGAUGGCGACGGAGGGAGGAGGGAAGGAGAUGAACGAGAUUAAGACCCAAUUCACCACCCGGGAAGGUCUGUACAAGCUGCUGCCGCACUCGGAGUACAGCCGGCCCAACCGGGUGCCCUUCAACUCGCAGGGAUCCAACCCUGUCCGCGUCUCCUUCGUAAACCUCAACGACCAGUCUGGCAACGGCGACCGCCUCUGCUUCAAUGUGGGCCGGGAGCUCUACUUCUAUAUCUACAAGGGGGUCCGCAAGGCUGCGGACUUGAGUAAACCAAUAGAUAAAAGGAUAUACAAAGGAACACAGCCUACCUGUCAUGACUUCAACCACCUGACAGCCACAGCAGAGAGCGUCUCUCUCCUAGUGGGCUUUUCCGCAGGCCAAGUCCAGCUCAUAGACCCCAUCAAAAAAGAAACUAGCAAGCUGUUCAAUGAGGAAAGACUAAUAGACAAGUCACGCGUAACCUGUGUCAGAUGGGUUCCUGGUUCGGAAAGCCUUUUCCUAGUAGCCCAUUCAAGUGGGAACAUGUACUUAUAUAAUGUGGAGCACACUUGUGGCACCACAGCCCCCCACUACCAGCUUCUGAAGCAGGGAGAGAGCUUUGCCGUGCACACUUGCAAGAGCAAAUCCACAAGGAACCCUCUCCUUAAGUGGACGGUGGGCGAGGGGGCCCUCAACGAGUUUGCUUUCUCCCCAGAUGGCAAGUUCUUAGCGUGUGUGAGCCAGGACGGGUUUCUGCGUGUGCUCAACUUUGACUCUGUGGAGCUGCACGGCACGAUGAAAAGCUACUUUGGGGGCUUGCUUUGUGUGUGCUGGAGCCCAGAUGGCAAGUACAUUGUAACAGGUGGAGAGGACGACUUGGUGACAGUCUGGUCCUUUCUAGACUGCCGAGUAAUAGCUAGAGGCCAUGGGCACAAAUCCUGGGUCAGUGUUGUAGCAUUUGAUCCCUAUACUACUAGCGUAGAAGAAAGUGACCCUAUGGAGUUUAGUGGCAGUGACGAGGACUUCCAGGACCUUCUUCAUUUUGGCAGAGACCGAGCGAACAGUACACAGUCUAGGCUGUCCAAACGGAACUCUACAGACGGCCGUCCUGUAAGUGUUACCUAUCGGUUUGGUUCAGUGGGUCAGGAUACACAGCUGUGUUUAUGGGACCUGACAGAAGACAUCCUUUUCCCUCACCAACCCCUCUCAAGAGCAAGGACACAUACAAAUGUCAUGAAUGCCACAAGUCCGCCUGCCGGAAGCAAUGGGAACAGUGUCACUACGCCUGGGAACUCUGUGCCCCCUCCAUUGCCACGGUCCAAUAGCCUUCCACAUUCAGCAGUUUCCAAUGCUGGUAGCAAAAGCAGCGUCAUGGACGGGGCCAUUGCCUCUGGGGUCAGCAAGUUUGCAACUCUGUCUCUGCAUGACCGGAAGGAGAGACACCAUGAGAAAGACCAUAAACGAAAUCAUAGUAUGGGACACAUUUCCAGCAAGAGCAGUGACAAACUGAAUCUAGUUACUAAAGCCAAAACGGACCCAGCUAAAACUCUGGGAACAUCGCUGUGUCCUCGGAUGGAAGAUGUUCCCUUGUUAGAGCCACUGGUCUGUAAAAAGAUAGCUCAUGAAAGACUGACUGUAUUGGUAUUUCUUGAAGACUGUAUAGUCACUGCUUGUCAGGAGGGAUUUAUUUGCACAUGGGCAAGGCCUGGUAAAGUGGGCUUGUUGUCAUCCCCAAACCAGGCCAGUUCUCCAGGUGGGACUGUAGUGUAGCAGCUGCAUGCUGCUCCCAGGCUCCCCGGGACACGCGUGGACUGAGGGAGUGACAGACGACAACGGAGCCAUGAGCUGCGCUGGAGCCACAGGCAGGCGGCAGUCUGCAGGCUGUGUGGAGCUGCUGACCCAGAGUUGCCUCCAUUUUAAGUCAGUCUGUUGGGGCUGCAGUAAAAAAUGAGAAAUGGAAUUUUCUUGCUUUUUACUCUAAAAUUCAGUGUAACUAAGUCCCAUAUAUAAUAUAUACCUAUAUACAGAGUGUAAAGUCAAAUGUUUCUUGGACAAGAAACCUUAAACUCAACUGUUAUAAAUAGCACUUGGCUCUGGUUUUGCACUGAUCUAUUUUAUACCUUAGGUGGUCAUUAGACAGCCUGGGAUGCACUCAUGAAGACAGUUGUUACCUUCUGACUUCAAUACAUAAUUCAGAAAGACAGAUGCUGCAAUCAUAGAUUCUAAAAAACUGUUUGCACUUAAAAUAGUUUAAUGCUAAUAGAAAAUGACUUUGAAUAUGGGGUAGUGGACUCCCAGCCUUCACAAUGUGGAGUGAAGAGACCCUUUUUAUCUGUUAACAUUUAUUUUAAUACUGUUGUUUCCAAUGCAAUCAAGCCUGUAUUAUAUGUGUAAAUAAUGUAAUUCUGAAGUUGGGAAAUAGUUACUUCACUAGUAAUUUUCAUCAUUUAAGAGUGAUAUUUCUAAUUCACAAAAACAUUAAUAUUAAAAUUAUCUUGAAUAUA
Messenger RNA from Onychomys torridus (southern grasshopper mouse), 2542 nucleotides. RefSeq names its product WD repeat domain 20 (gene Wdr20). Gene Ontology annotation, molecular function: protein binding. Lineage: Eukaryota; Metazoa; Chordata; Mammalia; Rodentia; Cricetidae. The record is from RefSeq and is a predicted model, not a curated record.